AUGAAGGAACGCACACCAACAACUACCGGCAGGGCCUACCAUGCAAAUAAAAGUCAUCAUAAAACAUUAAGAACAACAAAUCCUUUGCCAAAACAAGAGGGAAAGCUUCGUGAAAUCUUCCUAGACGUCUGGAUUGCAAAAAAUCACCACGAAAAAGCUUUUCCUAGUGGCAGUCAGCACAUCGAGACAUUUCAAAAUAAAUCAUGGAAAUGGAAAGUGGAAAUUUAUCAUUUUAAUGUUUUAUUCUGUUGUCAAAUUAUCAACAAAUUAAUUCCCUAUGCAAGAAGAUUAGGUUUUGCUCUACUUUUCACCGUUUAUUACAAAGCCACACUUAAACAACUUCCACCUAGUUUUCUCAUGAGACUUCCACUUAAUGAUUUCAAGAAAUUGUUUACUUGUUCACACCCACGAGUUUAUCGGCAAGUGACGUGUCCAGUAUAUUUAAAUUGGUGA
Molecule: messenger RNA, 453 nt
Organism: Clunio marinus
Lineage: Eukaryota; Metazoa; Arthropoda; Insecta; Diptera; Chironomidae
Source: the annotation of a GenBank genome assembly